Messenger RNA from Clonostachys rhizophaga, 786 nucleotides. The record is from the annotation of a GenBank genome assembly. Lineage: Eukaryota; Fungi; Ascomycota; Sordariomycetes; Hypocreales; Bionectriaceae.
AUGUCUUCCGCAACAGACUCAGAGUAUCACUUUCAAAUUUUUAUUACACUCAUUAUUGUAUUCCUCAUCUACGUCUUCUUCGUCGCUGCUAGAUUUGGGGUUGAAUCUGUCCUAAGACUCCAUGAUAAACUAUCUCAAGUUUCUCUUAGCCAACAUCAAGUCGACUACUCGCGACCCAUGGAUGUCCGACAGAGUAUGCAGCAUCCUUACUCUGCCCAAACGAGCCCUCGUGCCUCAGCAAGUCGACGGAAGAAGCGCUACGAUAGCUCUUCGGAAGAUGACCAUGACUAUCAUAAACGAAAAUUGGAGAAGAAAGAUAGAAGAAUACGGGAUCUUGAGAACAAGUUGCGGGAGGCUGAGGGCAAAGCACUCAACGACCGUCUCAAUAACAUGCAAGAAGGAAUUGAGUCGAUAGCUCAGAAAGUACCAAAUUCGUGGAAGGACCACACGGACCGCAAGGACCGCAAGGACCGCAAGGACCGCAAGGACCGCAAGGACCGCAAGGACCGCAAGGACCGCAAGGACCGCAAGGCCUGCAAGGACCGCGAGGACCGCCAGGACCGGAAGGACCGCCAGGACAGCAAUGUCCUCAAGGACUACAUAUACGGUUUUUACCGUACAUACCGUAUGUACCACCAGGGCUACAAUGACGACGUCAGCGGCAGGAUCGGUCUAGGGGAGGUGCUGAGGGAUCAAGGGCCAGCCGAAGCUAAAGGUUUGGUUUCUAAACGCCAAGUAGAUAUUUAUUUCGCUUCCAACUCGAGUUUCGGAGGAUUUCGUAUGUGA